This is a messenger RNA of Plasmodium gallinaceum, 867 nucleotides long. Its product is annotated as ribonuclease H2 subunit A, putative. The record is from RefSeq and is a predicted model, not a curated record. Bases 1 to 867 code for a protein of 288 amino acids. Lineage: Eukaryota; Apicomplexa; Aconoidasida; Haemosporida; Plasmodiidae. Gene Ontology annotation, molecular function: RNA-DNA hybrid ribonuclease activity; RNA binding. The transcript has a single exon. Gene Ontology annotation, cellular component: ribonuclease H2 complex. Gene Ontology annotation, biological process: mismatch repair; DNA replication, removal of RNA primer.
AUGGAACCAAUAAUUAUUGAUAAUUUGUAUGAAUUUGGUGAUGAUGAAAUCCGAUUGGGUAUAGAUGAGGCUGGAAGAGGCCCAGUAUUAGGGCCAAUGGUUUACUCUGGCUUUUAUUGUAAAAAAGAAGAUGAAAAGUUGUUAAAAGAAAUGAAAAUUGAUGACUCUAAAAAAAUAAAUGAAGGAGAUAGAGAAAAGAUGUUUUUAAAAUUAAAUAAUGCAAAAUUACCAUUUGGUUGGAGAGUACAUAUAUUAUUACCACAAGAUAUAAGUGCAAAAAUGUUAAAAAAACAAAAGUAUAAUUUAAAUGAAAUUUCUCAUGAUACAGCUAUAUCAAUUAUUGAACACGUUAUAAAUAGAGGAUGUAAUUUAACUGAAGUUUUUGUUGAUACAGUUGGAAAAGCAAGUAUUUAUGAAGAAAAGCUACAAAAAAUAUUCCCUCAUAUAAAAUGCACAGUCAAAGAAAAAGCAGAUUCUUUAUACCCAGUAGUUAGUGCUGCUUCUAUAUGUGCAAAAGUAACUCGUGACUUUAUUUUAAAAAAAUGGAAAUAUGAAGAACCAAUUAUUAAUAUUGAUAAUGGCUUCGGAUCAGGUUAUCCUGGAGAUCCUAUUACUAAAAACUUUUUAAAAAAUAAUUUUGAUUCUGUUUUUGGAUUUCCAAGUAUAGUUCGCUUUAGUUGGUCAACUGCUGAAAAUAUGUUAGAAAAUUUAGGAGAUAAAAUUGAGUGGUAUGAUGACGAAGAAAACAAUGACUCAAAAUCUAUGAAAAGAAAAAUUCCUUUUGAUUAUAGCAAGCUUCAACGACCUUUUAUUAAAAGAUCCACAUUUUAUUCGAAAAAUGGGUUAGAUUUAGUAGAAAAUCUUUAA